Messenger RNA from Tripterygium wilfordii, 3263 nucleotides. RefSeq names its product E3 ubiquitin-protein ligase WAV3-like. The transcript has 2 exons. NCBI's taxonomy places the organism in Eukaryota, Viridiplantae, Streptophyta, Magnoliopsida, Celastrales, Celastraceae. The record is from RefSeq and is a predicted model, not a curated record. The coding region runs from base 803 to 2923 and encodes 706 amino acids.
GUUUUUCAAUUGACGACAAAAUAAAUUGAAUCAAAGCCCAGAACAUGGCUAUAAAGUUAUUACUCUGUAAGAGUCAAACUUUAUACACAUAUGUAUACUAUGCCAUAUUGGAGGGGGAGGGAUAUAUGAGAGAACAUCUUUAAAUAUCCAUGAGAGAACAAAUAAUAAAAGUACCAUAUCUUAUAUACUAAUAUACUAUGGUCAUAAGCAAAAAUAAUUUGCAAUAAUGAAGAAAACCAAUAAAGCAAGCAUUGGCUUUCUUUCUUACUUUCUUUUUUAUUGAAAUUAUUGAGUAUUUGUUUUCUGUAAUAUUCAUGAUAUGUGUUGUUGUCUUUUACCAUUCUCCAAAGUCUCAAUAAAAACCAGUCAGUCGACUCAGUCCCACACACAGAUCAGGUCAAAAGUCAACACUCCUCACCUCUCUUACUCUAUCUCUCUCUCUCUUCGAUGGCGGCCAUGGAUUACAAGUUUACAUCAAGAAGGCUAGUCUUAUACUCUUUGUAUUAGUACUCUCACCAUCAAAUCUCUCAACCCCAUUUUCUCUCAGCGAUAAAGACACAAACUUGACACUUCUCUGUCUAUUUCUCUGUAAAACUGACUCCUCUUCCUCCAUUGCUGCCCAUUACCUCUCUCUUUCUACUCUUUCUUUCCGAGACUUCCCCUUAAACAAAAGCAAAAGCAGCUUAAUUCCAAGAAAAGAACUUCGCGAUCUGGUUUUUUUCUUGGUGUUGCUUCGGUUUUGUAGAUUUUAUUGGACUUUGGAGCAAUCUCUCUUGAAAAUAGUAUUGGUGAAGAAGAAAUAAUGGGGAGUAAAUGGAGAAAAGCAAAGCUUGCUUUGGGUAGAAAUCUGUGUGUUUAUGAUCCGAGAACUUUAGAGGACUCAGCACCGCCUGAUUCAACCGAGAGAUUAUCUGACGCUGCUCUGCUUUCAACACCAAUCACUCCCACCACACCCUCUUCUCCGGGGUUGAGUUUGUCCAAAAACUUGAGCAGCAAAUCCUCCAAGCAAACUUGCUCAAUAUGCUUGACCAAGAUGAAACAAGGAGGGGGCCGUGCAAUUUUCACAGCCGAGUGUUCACAUACCUUUCACUUUCACUGCAUUGCUUCAAGUGUGAAACAUGGCAACCAUGUUUGUCCCGUCUGUAGAGCGAAAUGGCAAGAAAUCCCCUCGCAAGCUUCUGAUUUGGAUCCUCCAGUAGGUUGGCCUCAAAACAAUACUUUGAUGUCUGCACUUCGCCGACUACCUUCUCCUCAUCGAGAUCUGAAUCGCCGGCAUAUUGUUCCACUUCUCCAUGCUCCUGAGUCAGAUGUUUUUGAUGAUGAUGAAUCAUUGGACAUCCAACCAACAUCUGCUGAGAUAAGCUCUUACAACAGGAGUUCUGCUGAUAGCAAAUUCACUAGAACAAUAGAGAUUAAGACAUUCCCAGAAGUAUCCACUGCUCCGCGGUCUAAAUCUUAUGAUAACUUUACUGUUUUAGUUCAUCUUAAAGCGGCUGCUGCAGUUACGAGAACAAAUCUCAGCAGAAACCUGGUUAACUUGCCACAGUUUUCACAAACUCCUCGUGCUCCGGUUGACUUAGUUACAAUUCUUGACAUCAGUGGCAGUAUGGCCGGCACAAAGCUUGCAUUGCUAAAACGAGCAAUGGGGUUUGUAAUACAGAGCCUUAGCUCCAAUGACAGGCUCUCGGUUAUUGCUUUCUCAUCCACAGCGUGUCGCCUCUUCCCCCUCUGUCGAAUGACUGAGACAGGCAGGCAGCAAGCACUUCAAGCUGUUAAUUCAUUGGUUGCUAAUGGUGGAACCAAUAUUGCUGAAGGUCUCAGAAAGGGUGUAAAAGUAAUGGAAGAUCGAAGGGAAAAGAAUCCCGUUGCAAGUAUAAUUCUGCUAUCUGAUGGGCAAGAUACUUAUAAUGUCAGUGGUUCUGGGGGCAACCAUACCCAACCAAACUACCACUCGCUCCUUCCUUCGUCCAUUCAUGGUGGUGAGAAUGUGGGAUUCCAGGUCCCUGUACAUGCUUUUGGCUUUGGCGCAGAUCAUGAUGCUUCCUCUAUGCAUUCAAUAUCUGAGAUCUCUGGGGGGACCUUUUCUUUUAUUGAAACUGAAGCCGCGAUCCAGGAUGCAUUUGCACAAUGCAUUGGAGGUCUUCUGAGUGUUGUGGUGCAGGAGCUGCAAGUGGGGGUUCAGUGUGUACACCCAAGUGUUCAUGUUGGUUCACUGAAAACCGGAAGUUAUCCGAGCCGGGUGAUGGCUGAUGGGCGUGCAGGAUUUGUUGAUGUUGGAGAUUUGUAUGCUGAUGAAGAAAGGGAUUUUCUGUUUUCAGUUAACGUACCAGCAGAGUCUUCUGGAUAUGAAACCCCUUUGCUAAAGGUGAGAUGUACUUACAAGGAUGCCUUAACCAAAGAAAUGGUCACGGUGGAAAGUGAAGAACUUAGGAUUGCAAGGCCUGAAGUAGCCGGUGAAGCAGUCAUAUCUAUUGAAGUGGACAGGCAGCAAAACAGACUCCAAGCAGCUGAGGCUAUGGCACAAGCCAGAGCUGUUGCUGAACAGGGAGAUCUAGCUGGUGCAGCUUCUAUCCUUGAAAAUUUCUGGCAGUUGUUGUCACAGACCGUGUCAGCUAAAUCCCAUGAUUGCCUCUGUAUUGCAUUGGAUGCCGAGCUCAAGGAGAUGCAAGAGAGGAUGGCAAGCAGGCAUGUAUAUGAGGCGUCUGGAAGGGCAUAUAUUCUUUCAGGUCUGAGCUCACAUUCCUGGCAAAGAGCAACAGCAAGAGGCGACUCUAUUGAUGGUUCAAGCCUUGUCCAGGCUUAUCAAACCCCAUCAAUGGCUGAUAUGGUUACUCGUUCUCAGGCCAUGUUUCUCCGUAGUCCCUCAGCUCAGAGGCUUGUCCAACCAUUACUGUCAUUCGGAUCACAACCGAAGCCAAGGUAAUUGCAGCUGUUGGCAUUAUCUUGAACCGGCUUAUUGAGUGGCCCUCCACCCCUCUUUUUUUCAUAUUUUAAUUGGAGGGGGUGAAAGUUGGAUUAGAUAAAGUAAUGGUUUUGCAGCUGGGAUUAUGCUCCUGUAUUGUAAUAUGUAAAUGAAUAAAAAAAGAAGAGGGUGAGAGACUAUAUUUCAGAAGGGGGGAGGAAGGGAACACUAGGUAUCUUGUUUUCUUUUUUUUUUUUGUGCUGUUGGGGUGGUGUACAUAAGGAGAAAUGGUUUUUCUCUUGGGAUAACUGGGUAUAAGCAUGUAAUUGUGAAAUGGUUGGGGUGAACUCUUCUCCUAAUA